Molecule: messenger RNA, 1662 nt
Organism: Stylonychia lemnae
Lineage: Eukaryota; Ciliophora; Spirotrichea; Sporadotrichida; Oxytrichidae
Source: the annotation of a GenBank genome assembly
AUGAACUCCUCACAAAAUACUCAAAUAUCAACUGUUCACUCGGGUCUCGCUCAUGGAAAUGGAGUCUCGCAGGUCACAGACCAACUCAAAGGACUGUCGAUAUCUGGUCAAUCAGCACAAUAUACAUCAGUAACAACUAAUUAAUUAGUUGCUGGGAACAAAGAGAACAAUAAAAAGACUCCUAACGACACUAUUACUAAUGCAAGUGGUCCAAAGAUGACUCUUAAGGCUAGAGAGUUUGGAAGAGAGAUUACCAAUGCUACAAGCUAAUCCUCCAACAGUGGAGCACUCACUGCUAAGCAAACUCACUAAACAAGUUAAAUUGUUUUGGAGAAUGCCUAUCAACCUAAUCCAUCUCCAUUUGGCACAAAUGUAUCUUAGAUCAGCGCUGGAAACGGAAGCUUCUCAUCUCACAUUCACGCUCAAAACAAGAGAUAAGACCACUCCUCCAAUCCUACUAGAAUUGUAAGUGAUUAAAGUUUUUCGCACAUUUUAACGUCAUUCUAGGCACCUAAUACCAGAUUUAGCUCUCAGAGAAACGUUAAUCAAAUCGGAGGUUAAAUCCCACAACAGAAAUCUAAUAAUCCUCCACCAAAUGCCUAACUCAAAAAGGCCAAAACUAAUGUCUCAGUUCCACUCGUCAAUAACAACUAAUCCACAGUUGAGUCUUCUGAGUCAAGCUAGAGCUCAUCUGGACCAUCAUCUCAAACCAAACCAAACAAGAAGGAUGAAGAGAUUGUUAUUAAGACUCAGGACAUCAGCCCAUCAAGAAAAGUUGAGACAGCUGAGCAAAUUAGAGAAAAAUGCAAAUAAAGAAUCGAUGAUUACAAGAAGGCUAUCAAGAAGACCAUGCCCUUAAGUGAUCAGUUAGAUAUGAGAGAUCCAUAAGCAAUCGCAGAAUUCGCCCAAGAAGUGUACCUUUCUAUGAUUGAGAAGGAACCAUAAUACUAUAUUGAUCAUGAGUACCUGAAGAAGGUAUAGAGCGAAGUAAAGGACACAUCAAGAGGAUUCUUGGUUGAGUGGAUUAUCGAUGUUCACAGAAAAUUCAGACUCAUGAGUGAAACCCUUUAUGUAACCAUAAGCAUCAUUGACAGAUAUCUCUCCAAGGUUUCGAUUAAGAAAGCCUAACUUCAUUUGCUUGGAGUUACGGCCCUGCUCAUUGCUACCAAGUAUGAAGAGAUAUAUCCACCCGAUCUUAAGGACUUAUUGAGUGUAUCUGAAAAUAAGUUCCAAAGAGAAGAAGUCCUUAAAAUGGAAAAUCAUGUACUCAGUACUCUUGAAUUCAACUUUUUCGCACCAUCAUCUUUGAGAUUCCUUCAAAGAUACAGAAAAAUCUCGAACACAGCCUCAGAUGAUCAAAUCUUCUUCUUUGCUCAAUAUCUUGCUGAGAUCGCACUACUUGAUUCAUUCUUAUUAAAACACCCAUGCUCUUAACUAGCAGCUGCAGCAUUCAUUCUAAGUGCAAAGAGCAUAAAGAAAAUCAACGCCUGGAACGCUGAAAUGGAAAAGGUGACUGGCAUCAAGGAAAAGGAUAUCAAAGAAGCAAUUGAUGACUUAAGAUAAUUUGCCCUAGAAGUCAAUCCUAAGUUCCUCUCAACAUUAAAAUACAAAUUCCAAAAGAACGAGUAUCUUGGAGUAGCCUCUAUCCCAUUUGCUUUCUGA